Ochlerotatus camptorhynchus is the source of this 1365-nucleotide messenger RNA. RefSeq lists its product as uncharacterized. Bases 1 to 1365 code for a protein of 454 amino acids. Gene Ontology annotation, molecular function: nucleic acid binding. The transcript has a single exon. Lineage: Eukaryota; Metazoa; Arthropoda; Insecta; Diptera; Culicidae. The record is from RefSeq and is a predicted model, not a curated record.
AUGUCGAAAUCCAAGGUCGCUCCGAUAGACACCAAAAGCAUUCCUCGACUCGAGUUAUGCGCUGCUCAACUUCUGUCCAAACUAUUGGUACAAGCCAAGGACAGUGUUGAUAUUUCCGCCACGAUCUACUUGUGGACUGAUUCGACCAUAGUGUUGAAUUGGCUCUCGGCAACACCGUCUACGUGGAAGACGUUUGUGGCCAAUCGUGUGGCUGAUAUUCAGGAGCUCACCACUCAUGCUGUCUGGAACCAUGUUCCGUCCAAAGAAAAUCCAGUGGACCUCAUAUCUCGGGGCAUGAACCUCAACGAACUUGAAGAAAACUCACUAUGGUGGCACGGACCGCACUGGCUUGGAACGCUAACUAUUCCAUGGCCUACUAAGUACGCCCCCACAACAUCAUUUCCGUUGGAGGAAUCUGAAACUCGCAAGAUCGUCGUUCUUCCAGCCGUCGAAGAUGAAACGCCCAACGAGUUAGUUUCCCGGUACUCCAGUCUUCGUCCGCUGCUUCGGAUUGGUUCGCUGGUACGACGGUUCGCCGAGAAUUGUCGUCGCCACAAGAAUCUCCAAGAUCCUCUUGUUGGUCCGCUCAACGUAGCUGAAAUCGAUCAAACGCUGCUAGCCUUAGUUCGCCUAGCUCAAGAGCAGCAUUUUGAGAAGGAAAUCCGUCAGCUUUCCACUAUUGGUCAAGUGGAUUGGAAAUCCAAGCUCUGCUAUCUUCAUCCACAGCUCGUGGACGGUAUAAUUCGUGUUGGCGGCCGGUUGCACAAUGCACGAAUACCGAUUGAGGAGAAGUACCCGAUCGUUCUCCCAGCCAAGCACCAACUGACCGCAAUGAUUGCAACGAAGAAACACCAGAAGACGCUCCACGCAGGACCGGGGCUACUGCUUUCGUCCCUUCGUCAACGAUUCUGGCCUCUUGGCGGCCGGAAUUUAGUUCGCCAGAACGUGCACCGAUGCGUGACUUGCGUGCGAGCGAAACCGAAAUCACUCGAGCAGUUGAUGGGACAACUUCCUCCUGUGUGGGUCAACCAGGCGUACCCAUUCCAGAAUGUCGGCAUAGACCUUGCCGGCCCGAUCUACGUGCGCACUUCGUUAAGAAACAAGCGCAGUCCGUUCUUCAAGGCGUACAUCGUGGUCUACAUAUGCCUCGUAACCAAAGCUGCUCAUCUCGAUCUUGUGUCCGACCUGACCAGCGUAGCAUUCAUUGCCAGCCUGCGGCGAUUCAGCGGUCGCAGAGGAAAGCCUGCACACGUCUACUGUGACAACGCGACAAACUUCGUUGGAGUAAAAAGGGAUCUGGAAGAGUUACGAAAAGUAUUCCUCUCACAGCAGCACAAGGAGUCAGUAGCACGAGAGUGUACAUAA